Messenger RNA from Oncorhynchus gorbuscha (pink salmon), 2291 nucleotides. Its product is annotated as fibroblast growth factor 4B-like. The transcript is spliced from 3 exons. Lineage: Eukaryota; Metazoa; Chordata; Actinopteri; Salmoniformes; Salmonidae. The record is from RefSeq and is a predicted model, not a curated record. Gene Ontology annotation, molecular function: fibroblast growth factor receptor binding; growth factor activity. Gene Ontology annotation, cellular component: cytoplasm. Gene Ontology annotation, biological process: positive regulation of gene expression; cell differentiation; animal organ morphogenesis. Bases 271 to 852 code for a protein of 193 amino acids.
CUGACAACACAACUCCUACACAAAGCAACUCGGAAUAGAGUAAUACAAAAAAAACAGCGGAGCCAUUGAAGUAGCCUACAGAAAAGACUUCAUGCAGACUCAGAAAUAAGUUAACUUUUUCACUGAAUAGACUAGUGAGGCUCACUGAGUCCCACAGUCUCCACAACUUUUUUUUGUCAACCUGUGAGCACCACGGACAGGGGAAAGGGGAUUUGGGGAAUUGUAAAACAUUUUCAAACACGUGAGACAGCACUGACCGACAGCACAGGGAUGUCUGUCCACGCGUCCUGGCUACCAGUACCGCUGCUGGUGUGGGGACUAGUGUGUACCUCAGUGCGCACUGCCCCGUUUGCGGGUAGGCAGACCGACACUACAGAGCGCCAUUGGGAAACCCUCUACUCUCGCUCACUGGCUCGAAACCCAUGGGAAAAAAGAGAAAUCAACCGAGACGGUGACUAUCUUACAGGCAUCAAAAGACUUCGGCGUCUAUACUGCAAUGUCGGCAUUGGGUUUCAUAUUCAAGUUUUACCAGACGGAAAGAUAACUGGAAUACAUAACGAAAAUAGAUACAGUCUCCUUGAGAUAUCACCUGUGGAGAGAGGGGUUGUGACGCUCUUUGGCGUCCGAAGUGGUAUGUUUCUGGCCAUGAACAGCAAAGGGAAGCUCUAUGGAUCUGGUCAUUACAAUGAUGAGUGCAAGUUCAAGGAGAAUCUCUUGGCAAAUAACUACAAUGCUUAUGAGUCAGCAGCUCACGCAGGGAUGUAUAUUGGACUGAGUAAGACAGGCAAAACCAAAAAAGGAACUCGAGUUACACCAGCGAUGACAGUGACACACUUCUUACCGAGGAUCUGAAUGACUCCAAUGAGACUGUACCCUCAACAAGGGUAGAGGAGAGAGACUGGAAAACAAUGCACUUUCAAAUGGUUUUCUAGAGUGAGAUAUUUAAGUUAUUUAUUUAUGAUUCCUGAGAAUGUUUAUAUUUUGGGAAAGUGGAGUAAUGUAGAAAGAGGGGAUGAAUAAUGACAAUUGUUUUGUUUUUGCUGCUAUGUGUCUUCAGAUGAGUGCUUUUUUUUAAGAGUAAAAUUGAUUUUGCACUUUUUUUUAAAGAACUGUUGCGCAGCAAAGGUUGUGCAGUAAGCAUUGUUAUCCUACUUGUACUACUUGGAAAGCAAUUGGAGACCCACAUUUGUCCGAUUUGUGUCUCGGCAUCAAAAAGGAAGAUGAUGAUGACACGUCCAAACCAUUCAGUUCAGUACUGGUCCCAUUAUUUUUUCAUUCCUAAUUGAUUUAGUGUUUUACUACCUCAUUAUGGAGCUGCAAGGAGGGAUUGUGUUGUUGCUGUUGUCUUGUCUUUCUGAGCAUGACGUACAGUAUGACGCAACCACACUUCUACACUUUACAAUUCACCCGACACUGGAUAUCACUGAGGAGAUUGAAUAGAAAAGAACCCAAUCAGAGAGAGGGAAUCGGAGUUCAGAUUAGCACAUCUGUUAACCCUGGUCUAAGUUUUAACUAUAUUUUUGUUGUGUGCAUGUCUGGUUAAAACUCUUUUCAUAAAUAACAAAUGCACACACAAAUGACUGGACCCUCUACUGCCACAUUAGUGAUUAUUAUAACUUUAUAUACAUACAUAAAGUUAUCUAUGACAUUGUCACGUUGUAAGGUUUCCUGUAUUUCAAAUAUAUGUCUUGUUGUACUCAAUGCCUGGUAUGUGCAAAUUAAACGAAGAAGAAUGUAAUUUCUUGUUUGGCACAGCGGAUGCAGAAAAUGUACAUAUACUGUAAACUGAAACAGGGCUCUAUUCAGUCUGUAUCGCUGAAGCAUUACAAAUUAGGAUCUUCAUUUGAGCCAGUUUGUUACAGCAGGACAAUGAUCCUGCAGCAAUGAACAUUUUUGUAGGUGUUGAUGCAUUGUUCCUAAGGGAACUUCAGAAGACUUUUUCAACCUCAAAUAUGCUAAAAGUUUCAAAUGUCUUACAUUGCAGGAAAGGGUGGUCAAAUUAAGAUUCUACAUCUCUAUGCAUUGUUUAAUGUGAGUGCAGUCUCCGUUAACACGGGAACAUUGCUUUUAAAUUUCUGAACUUCCGUGGUACGGAUUGAAUAGAGCAGUAGAUGUGUUUCUUACUGUGGUCAUUAAUAUUAUCCCCUGUGAUAUUCUGCGUUCGGUUCACAAUUAUGUUAUGUCCCCUUAUGUUAUGCAUUUCAUGUAGCCUAUACAGUAUGUAUCAACAUUAUGUCUGUAGUUUUAUACAGGUCCUGUUCAACAUUACGGUGUAUGUGCUGUGCAUAUUA